AUGCUUGUGACGGAGGAAGAUAAGAAUUUACUGAAGAAGAACAAGAAGAAGAAGAAGAAGGAGGAGGAGGAGAAGAAGAAGAAGAAGAAAGAGAAUAAUUGGUGCCAAGAGAGACGACAGCAGCUGAAAGCAGAGGCUGGCCUUGUUCUCGAUGAUUAUGAAGCCCUCCAGAAGGAGAGGGAGGCAGAGAAAGAAGAGGCAAAUAAAGCCAUCGCUUAUCUCCGCGAGAUGAAUAACCAGCUGCAGAUGAAAAUGAAGAGCAAUUAUGAACUGGAAAAAUCCAUCUGUCAGCUGAAAGAGGAUCUGAGAAGGGCCAAUGAAGAAAACAGCGCCCAUAUGGAAAAGGAAACCAAACUGAUCAGAGAGAAUGAAGACUUGGAGAAUAAUAGGGCGCCGAACUAA
Messenger RNA from Macrobrachium nipponense, 402 nucleotides. RefSeq lists its product as uncharacterized. Bases 1 to 402 code for a protein of 133 amino acids. The transcript is spliced from 2 exons. Lineage: Eukaryota; Metazoa; Arthropoda; Malacostraca; Decapoda; Palaemonidae. The record is from RefSeq and is a predicted model, not a curated record.